AUGCCUACCAUCCUCGAGCGACCGGAUCGAGGAGGAGGAGGAGGAGGAGCCGAAGAGAUCGAGAGAGACCGCAAGAGAAAGAAGGCAGAGGCGCGCAAGGAGAUGAUCUCGUACGUCUACAGGUUCCUCUCCAAGAGCGAGAAGGAGGACCUCGUCGUUGGCACUAUCGUCAGCCUCCCCUCGAUCUGCUGGGUUCCCCCGGGCAAGUUCGUCGACCCGAGGUUCCCCAAGGAGCUGUACGAUGGCCGCAAUAUCCUGUUGAUGGUUACGCAUAUUGGGGAGGAUUUUGGGAGGGUGGCUUGGGUCAAUGUUGUCAUUGUUCACUUCUUCCCAGACGUCAACCACAAGCAUGAGCGAUUCCCACAUGACGGAGGAUUUCGUUCGAUCUACUUCCACACACGGCUUGAUCAGCUGCCUUCGCAGGAUUGGAAUCUGUCUGAAUUCAGUUCACCAGACCGAUCCCUGUUUAGGUUCAUUGCCGGCGUCAUCAACUACACCAUGGAUGUGAAUGUCUUGCAAAUCAGAUCUUUGGUCGAGAAGCGAAUUUAUCAGCCAGAUAUGAGCGAGCCUCACGUUCUCAUGGAAUCAAUUGGCGAGGACUGGACCGAAUUCCCAAAUUGGCGUCAGAUGAUGGUGGAGGCGGAGCAGGAAUUCAAAACAAUGAGAGUUCAGCGUCUCUCGAAACCAGCACCCAGAUCAAGUUCAAGCCACGACGCUUGGGGAGAUGAGCUUGACGGAAAUAAAGAUUGGGGUCGCUCAUCUACUACUGUGAAGGUUAAGAAAUUGGAUGAGGAUAAGGUCAAAGAACCAUGCCAGGAAGAGCUCAAGUUCCCCGACAGCGGCAACAAGGGCCUUGGUCUCGACAAUACUGGUGCUGAGACGAACCUCGCUUCUUCGUUGUUCGUUCCCUCUGCUCCUGAUGGCGGAGAGAGCCCUGAUUACAACCCAGAUGCGGACUCCAACUACGAUGCGGACUCCAACUACGAUGAGGACUCCAACUACGAUGCGGACUCGGAGUGGAUAGAAUGA
Messenger RNA from Drepanopeziza brunnea f. sp. 'multigermtubi' MB_m1, 1029 nucleotides. NCBI's taxonomy places the organism in Eukaryota, Fungi, Ascomycota, Leotiomycetes, Helotiales, Drepanopezizaceae. The record is from RefSeq and is a predicted model, not a curated record.